UAUGUCAUUCGUCACCAAAUCUUCUAGCGAUAAAAUUUCUUUCCCUGUGCCGGAAUGUUAAGACGCUUGUGAUUGACUCUAACAGUGACAUUCCAGAUGAUAAAUUACCAGUUCUAGAGAGUUUAGAGGAAUUAUUCGUAGAGAUGAAACGCAUUAACAUUAUUCAUCUAGCUCCGAAUCUUCGUAGGCUUUAUGUCAAACACAUUUGCCGGGACCUACCAAUGGUAAUUCCAAAAUUAACCAAAUUGGAGCAUCUGCAAGCGGAUUUUCUAGUCGGGUACAUUGAUCUAUUUCAAAAAUGUACAGAAGUAACCAAACUUACAUCUGUCGAUCUGUGCUUGGGCCAUAUUGACGAAAAGAACCUGAAACAACUAUGUAAGUUCUGUCCAUUAUUAACCAAAUUACGGAUUAACGUCGAUUCGUCUACAUCAUUACGAUGUUUAGCUAGUCUAAUACAUCUUAAGGUUCUUUCUGUGUACGCUCUUGAUACAACACUAUUUGCAAACAAUGAUGUUUGUUUGCCGAACGUUGAAAUAUUCCAAUUCAAUAUACGACGGAACUUGCAUUUCGACCGAUCUGUGCAACGCAUGUUUCCCAACGUUCACUAUAUAAAAUUUGGCUAUGGUUGGAAAAGCACAAUAAUAACCGGAAAAAUCAGCGCUAGUUUCCCACAUCUUAGAACCUUAGAGAUUACGCAUAUUCGUGGAACUACGGAUUUAGUUGAUCGACUGGUAGGGCUGUCCAAGCUGCGUGAACUUAUUGCACAUGAAGCAGUACUAUCGGACAUUCACCUACCGCCUAUGAACCUGCCACAGUUGACGUUGAAACAUAGUGAAUUUGAAGUAACGGAUGAGAUGGCACAAAAUUUUCCAAAUUUGCGGUUUUUGAAUUUAUACGGCAAAUCACGCUGCAUCAACGCCGAGAAGCUGCCGCCGACUUGCACGGUUAGGCGAUUCCAUCGGGGUUGUGUUGACGAUGUAUUCGACAUUAAAUUAUAAGUGUGUAAAUAAACUGGUCACU
Sabethes cyaneus is the source of this 1020-nucleotide messenger RNA. RefSeq lists its product as uncharacterized. Lineage: Eukaryota; Metazoa; Arthropoda; Insecta; Diptera; Culicidae. The record is from RefSeq and is a predicted model, not a curated record. Bases 144 to 998 code for a protein of 284 amino acids. The transcript is spliced from 2 exons.